AUGGACUGGGAUGGACUGGGAUGGACUGGGGUGACAUUCCAUGGGGACAAAUGCGUGGUGACAGGAUGGGGACACGUCCGGACUGCAGUGCCGCUGCCACCGCCGAAGCCGCUGCAGCAGCUGGAGGUGCCACUGCUGAGCCACCGCCGCUGUCGCUGCCUCUACGGGGAGGGGACAGUGACAGGGACAGCGGGGGAGGGGCUGGGGACACCCGCGGGGGACACGCUGUGCGCCGGCUUCCCACGGGGACAGCGCGACGCCUGCCAGGGUGACUCUGGUGGCCCCCUGUCCUGUCUCAAGGGUGGCACGUGGCUGCUGUCCCUAUGUCCCCAAUGUCCCCAAUGUCCCCAAUGUCACUGAUGUCACA
Malurus melanocephalus (red-backed fairy wren) is the source of this 367-nucleotide messenger RNA. RefSeq names its product prostasin-like. The record is from RefSeq and is a predicted model, not a curated record. The coding region runs from base 1 to 360 and encodes 119 amino acids. Gene Ontology annotation, molecular function: serine-type endopeptidase activity. The transcript has 4 exons. Gene Ontology annotation, biological process: proteolysis. Lineage: Eukaryota; Metazoa; Chordata; Aves; Passeriformes; Maluridae.